Molecule: messenger RNA, 1797 nt
Organism: Scheffersomyces stipitis CBS 6054
Lineage: Eukaryota; Fungi; Ascomycota; Pichiomycetes; Serinales; Debaryomycetaceae
Exons: 1
Coding region: 1-1797 (598 amino acids)
Cellular component (GO): endoplasmic reticulum
Molecular function (GO): protein-folding chaperone binding; misfolded protein binding
Source: RefSeq, a predicted model, not a curated record
AUGUCGACAGCAGGAUCCCAGGACUACUACGGGUUGCUUGGGCUACCGCAAGUUGCAACCAUUGAAGAGAUCAAGAAGGCGUACAAGAAACUCUCGCUCAAAUACCAUCCUGACAAGACGCCUAACAAAGAGCACCACGAGCUUUUCAUCAAGUUAAACGAAGCGUACGAUACUUUGAAAGAUCCAGAAACGAAACAGAAGUAUGACCAAAAAAUCGGCUUGUCUCUGUCGUCUUCUUCCUCGUCAUAUACAACCAACCAUAGCUAUAAUCCCUAUUCCAGAAGUACUAAUUACAACGCGACUGGCCAUGCCGGCACCUAUUUCAGUUUCUACCAACAUUUCUACGGCCGUAAAGAUGACAGCGUGCGAAGAGCCGAAGAAGAAAAAGCCAGAAUUUACAAAGAACAGCUAGAGAAAUUGCAUGCUGAACAAGAAAAGAGAAGACAGCAGGAAUUACUACGCAAACAAGAAGAAGAGCGUCUUAGAGCUGCAGCAGAGGCAGAGAGGCAACGAGUAGCAGCUCAGGAAGCUACUAGAGCGGCCCGUGACCGUCUUUUGAAGAAACUAAAUAUCAAGGCAGAAGAAGAAGAACGUCGUAGAGUUCAGAAGCAACAAGAAGAAGACUAUUUUGAAGAAGAAUACAAGCAAGCCAAAAAGAAUGCUAGCCAACAAUAUCAGCAACAAUCUCCGUAUGUCGUGGAAGAUUUCUUUGACCGUCAAUACUAUUCCAAUACGCCUCAUCUGUCGCCUGAAGGGAAGUCUUAUUACUCGAGUGAAAGUUCAGGACACGGGCACAAUUCCAGCGAUCCCAUAGUUUUGGACGACGAAGAGGGCCAGGACAGUGAUGAAGAUCUCGCCGGAGAAGAAAAGAAAGCUGAAAUCACCCCUGAGCCUGCUGAAGUGGACCUGAAUGAGAUUAACCCCAUAAGUGAUGAAGAGGAACGAGCCAGUUCGUCAGACGAAUCAGAUACACUAGCCCAAAAUUUCCAAGCAUACGAACACCUUGGCCAGACAUUUGGAUCCAGACCAAGAGCUAGACCAAGAGUGAAUAUGAGAUCUCUAUCGCCUAGAAGAAAUAUCAAUCAAGCAACGAGCAAUGCGAGAGACACACCACUACCGCGGAACUCUUCUAAAAAACCUAGAACUUCAGCUUUCACUUUUGAUGAUAUCCUGGAUAGCUUGGGACAAAACAUAGAAACAAUUGACUACACAGACUUAUUCAACAGCUUGCCACGUGAUGUAAAAGGACGAAGAAAGAUGAGCGAGAAUAUGACCACCAUGCGCCCAAAACGUGCUAAGUUUGCCGAGUAUUCAAAUGGCACAUCCAGGGCGGAGACAUUAUCUACCCCGUUGAACAAGAAUUCAGUUCGUGGUCAUGAAGCCGCUCCCAGCUCGACUACGAAAUCUUCAAGAUUGUCAGAGUUGGACUUCCAUGCCUCUCCUACUAUCCAUAAUUGUACUCCUCCAGAACCUCCAAUUGCCGUAAUUAAUCCUAACAUAGAUGCCGAAGGAUGGCAGAAGUAUGUGGAAUCGAUUCAGAACUACCAACAAAAGUUUAUGAAAUACAAUCAGCUUAUUAUUCAAUAUCAAACAGAGAGAUCUGCGAAAGACCAGCAAUACUACGAAGUGGUUAAUGGAGACCCAGCUACAUUUGAAGUAUAUCACAAAUGCUUGCAGAGAGAUUUAGAAGUAAGUCAGGAGUUUACAGAGCUGUUGCGAAUUUUUGCUGACAUCAUGAGGGUGUACAAACAGAACUGCGACUGGAUGUCUACGAGACAUGGAAAUAACGGAAUAUAA